AUGAUGCCUUUCCGGGAAGCUCUACGAGGCAUAUCGUUCGCUUCGACAAGCAACAAGCGUCCAUCAUCUUCCCGCACCAGCUCAUCGUCAAGCACUAGUAGCUCGCGGCGCUUGCCCUCGAUCGAGGAGGCUCGGGAAGAAUGUCCCACUUACGACGCGAUAUGCUCAACGCCAACGCCAGGGCAAACGCAAGAACAUCCUGACGACUUCUUCAACACACAAUCCGAGCCUACACGGUCAUACACCGAGAAUCAGCUCGAGCUCGAGAUUCAGAAUGAGUCAGAACCCGACGAAGAGUUACCCCCGUACGUGCUGCUGGACCACGGCGCCCGGAAACCCGCCUACUCAAGACACGAAGCGGCCGCAACGACAAACCCAGAAGAAACGCAGCAAGAGCCGUCGAAAUUGGACGGCAUCCUAUGUCCUCGAUGCAACAUCAAGAAGGCAAAGACUUGGUACCAUCAGAGGCAGAAGGAGCGUGAAACAAGCAUCUACAUCUACAUCUGCAUCUACAUCUACAUCUGCAUCUACAUCCACAUCUACAUCUGCAUCUACAUCCACAUCCACAUCUACAUCCACAUCCACAUCUACAUCUACAUCUACAUCUACAUCUGCAUCUACAUCUGCAUCUACAUCUGCAUCUACAUCUGCAUCUACAUCUGCAUCUACAUCUGCAUCUACAUCUGCAUCUACAUCUACAUCUACAUCUACAUCUACAUCUACAUCAACUGA
Exophiala xenobiotica is the source of this 732-nucleotide messenger RNA. RefSeq lists its product as uncharacterized. The record is from RefSeq and is a predicted model, not a curated record. The transcript is spliced from 2 exons. NCBI's taxonomy places the organism in Eukaryota, Fungi, Ascomycota, Eurotiomycetes, Chaetothyriales, Herpotrichiellaceae. Bases 1 to 732 code for a protein of 243 amino acids.